Molecule: messenger RNA, 1879 nt
Organism: Meloidogyne enterolobii
Lineage: Eukaryota; Metazoa; Nematoda; Chromadorea; Rhabditida; Meloidogynidae
Source: the annotation of a GenBank genome assembly
UUCCGACUUUUUGAGCCAGCUCCGAUUUCCGGCUUUUCCGAUUUCCGACCCACUUCUGCUGUCAAGUGUUAUGGUCCAUGGAUUUUUAUUUUCCAUUGUGGGAAGGACACGUAACUCUAAAAAUAUACUCGACAUGGAUGUCAUUGUUGGAGAGAGCCGUGUUUAUGAGACUCGUUUAAUUUUGUGUUAUAAUUUUUUACAAUUUUUUUGGUUUAAAAUGAAAAAAAAGCAACGAAUUUUUUAGCUAAAUGUUCUCAAAUCUUUUAAUUAUUUUCUAAAAUUUAUCAGAAAUUUUUUUUUAGAAUUUUUUAAAAGUCAUUAUAGCAACAAAAAGAAAAUGUUUAUUUAUAUGCCUUGUAUAUUUUGGCAUGAUCGUAAAGGAAUAUUAUUUAUUGAUGUUUUACAAAAUUCAACAGCUUCAGGAGAAGAUUUAGUUCCAAUAUAUAAAAUUGUCACAGCCAGCAUUCAAAAAGAAAUUCGUGUUUGGAAUUUCCGUUUUGAUCCAAUUGAAAUUUCUGUCCCGAAAAAACAACAAAUUGAAGAGUCAAAAGAAGAAGAAGAAAAUAAACAACCACAAAAUGAAGAUAGUAUUGUUUUUGUGGAUUCUAAAGGAGAAAAGGAAGAGGAAAAAGAAAAUGCCGUGAAAGAUAAGGAGGAUGCUAAUAAAAUUUUGGUGAAUGAGGAGAAGAUGCAGCAACAAAAUCAGCACGAGACCGGACUACGAGAUCUCGAACAGAAAUCUCGGUUGUCGAAAAUGACAUUUGUUUAUAUUUUGGUUCCUAAUCAGCCCUUCCUGUCCGUUCUCCUGUCUUCAAUCAUUUUUUCAGGUAAUUUUAUUGCCUCUGGUGAUGCUGAUGGAUAUCUUAUUGUUUGGAAUUUAGUUCAAUCUUGUCUGGAAGAAAAUGAAAAGAAUGAAAUUUCUAAUGAAAAACAAUUAAAAGAGCUUCAAUUAAAUAAUAAUUUGGAAGAAAAUAAAAAUACUGAAGAAAUACCUCCAAAUAGAGAAAAUUGGCAAAGAAGUAAAGCUAGAUUUAGUCCACAUCCUGGGGAAAUUACUGCUUUAUGUUUUUCGCCAGAUUCACAAUUUAUUGCUUCUGUAUCUAUGAAUAAUUCAAUUUCUGUUAAUCGAACUGAAAAUGGUAAAAGACUAUGGGAAAGAGGUGCUUACCGCCAUUUUGCUAAUGGAAUAAUUUGGGAUCCACGAGGAAAAUAUUUGGUAACAAUGUCAACAGACAGGCGUUUAGAUAUAUUGGAUGCGUUUAAGGGAACAAUUUUACGUUCUUGUUGUCAAAUUGAAUUGCCAAUGAUUUUAAUGCCUGAAAUUAGUCAACAAGCUUACAAAAUAUUUCAUGACGAUCAAUUACAUGCUUUCCAAAGAGGUGUUGAAUUUUCCCCUUGUGGUGGUGUUCUUUUUGCACCAGCUGCCCUACUAGAAGUUGGAACAAAUAAUAUUUAUGGAACUUUUGUCUUUUUUCGAAAUGAUCUCAAAUUUUGUCGGCCAAAUGCUCUUUUUCCUUCUGCCAAACCAACUAUACAAGUUAAAUGUUCUCCUUUAAUUUACAAACUUGAUGAAGGAACGAAGGAGAAUUUUCUCGGUCUUCCACAUCGUUUAAUUUUUGCUGUUUUAUGUUGGGAUUCAAUUUUAUUAUAUAAUUCACAAAAUGAAACUCCAUUCGCUUAUUUUGCAAAUUUACACUAUGAUGGAUUAACAAGUAUUGCUUGGACACCUGAUGGACGAUUUUUGGUUGUUUCUUCAUUAGAAGGAUUUAAUUCUUUUAUUUGUAUGGAUACAAAAAAGAUGGGUAUUCCUAUUGAAUUAAAGGAGGUUCUACAAGUUGAAAAAGUGCAACAAGGUUUUGGGUUUUCAAAGGGUGUUUAG